ACUUCCUGUAAGAUGUUGUGGUCCUAAUGCUGACGAGAAACCUUUAAAUCUGGCUCAUGUUUGUGUUAAACUGCUUUAACUGAUUAUUUUAGACUUUAAUGCUUAAAAUCGACAGAAUGUCUUCGGAGGACUUUGAGAAGCUUCAUGAGAUGUACUUAAGUGUGUAUGACGAGCUGAAGCUGAGGUGUGACCGAGUCAGUCGCUCUCAGGGAGAGGAGAAGAAGAAACUGCUGCGAGGGUUUGAUGAGCGCCACGGAGAAGCACAGGAGCUGCUGCAGGAGAUGGAGCAGGAGCUUCUCAGCGCCCCGUCCACCUUCAAGAACUCCAUGUCCUCCAAAGUGCGUCUGUACCACAGAGACCUGGGGAAGCUGCAGCGCCUGGCGCACGCCUCGGACACCGGGUUCGGCUUCCCCACGCGGACGGGAGACGGCGGGUACGGCGUAUACGCCGCUCAGAACGAACACACUAGCGAGCAGCAGGCUCAGCGAACGUUACUGAUCCAGGGCUCCGAGUCUCUGAACAACGCCACACAGAGCAUCGCACGCAGCCAGCGCAUCGCCGUGGAGAGCGAACACAUCGGCACAGACAUCAUCGAGGAGCUCGGACAGCAGAGAGAGCAGCUGGACCGCACCAGAGACAGACUGGUUCACACAGGAGAGAAUCUGAGCCGCAGCAGGAAGAUCUUACGCACCAUGUCACGCAGAGUGAUGACCAACAAGCUGCUGCUGGGGAUCAUCAUCAUCAUGGAGGUGGCCAUACUGGGAGCUGUGGUCUACCUCAAGUUCUUCCGGCACUGAGACGGAGCUCUCUGAACGCUCUGUCCUUCUUUUCUCUGUCCUCUUCCUCUCUGGGAAGACGCAGUGACACAGAGGAUCUGGGCUUUUCACUCUGACGUGUUUUGCCAGAGACUCAGCGGUUUUCAGAGACUCAGAGGAACUUGCACAGCUUUUUAAGACUUUUAAGACUCUUUUUCUUCUGCAUGGGUGCAAAUCUGUGAAAAUGAGCAUCCGUGAGGAACACACAGACACCCGUUUGGGGAAGUGAUGGAUGAGAUGUGGAGUAAAUCGACUGGUUCUGAUUGGUUAACAGUGCAGUCAAAAGGACCUUCGACUGACCUGUUUAACAUGAUUUAUUUAAUACAGACACUUUGUAUUUGUCUUUCAGGGUAGCAUUGAAUUAAUUACAGUAUUAAAGUGUUCUGGGAA
Tachysurus fulvidraco (yellow catfish) is the source of this 1205-nucleotide messenger RNA. It is a transcript of the gene vti1b, whose product is annotated as vesicle transport through interaction with t-SNAREs 1B. NCBI's taxonomy places the organism in Eukaryota, Metazoa, Chordata, Actinopteri, Siluriformes, Bagridae. Gene Ontology annotation, cellular component: ER to Golgi transport vesicle membrane; SNARE complex; late endosome membrane. The transcript has 6 exons. Gene Ontology annotation, biological process: intracellular protein transport; regulation of protein localization to plasma membrane; vesicle fusion with Golgi apparatus. The coding region runs from base 99 to 797 and encodes 232 amino acids. The record is from RefSeq and is a predicted model, not a curated record. Gene Ontology annotation, molecular function: SNARE binding; SNAP receptor activity.